CUCCUCCAAGUUUCGCAGAUUCUGAGGCCGAAGCCCUUCUCUGGGAGGAGUCUAGAGGGCUCACGUUCUGGCUUCAGAGUCCCGCGGCUGGGGCCUGCAGUCUUGGACUCAACGCAGGAGUCUGGAAUUUGAAAGGGGUUUGGGCGGUUGCUGCUGCUGGUUCCAAAACUGACCACUUGUCCUGUUGGCGCUCAAAGCUCAAAUUUGGAAUCGAGUGAUUUUUCUGACACUUGAACACGACACCCAAGGGUUUUUGCACAGAAACCUGGUCUCAGAGGAGCUGUACUGGCGAUCAAAAUGAGUCCCGCAGAUGCACUAGAUGAUGAAAAUACAUUUAAAAUCUUAGUUGCAACUGAUAUUCAUCUUGGAUUUAUGGAGAAAGAUGCAGUGAGAGGAAAUGAUACAUUUGUCACAUUUGAUGAAAUUUUAAGACUUGCCCAGGAAAAUGAAGUGGAUUUCAUUUUGUUAGGUGGUGAUCUUUUCCAUGAAAAUAAGCCCUCGAGAAAAACAUUACAUACUUGUCUAGAGUUACUUAGAAAAUAUUGUAUGGGUGAUCGUCCAGUACAGUUUGAAAUUAUCAGCGAUCAGUCAGUCAACUUUGGUUUUAGUAAGUUUCCAUGGGUGAACUACCAAGAUGGCAAUCUCAACAUUUCUAUUCCAGUGUUUAGUAUUCAUGGCAAUCAUGAUGAUCCCACUGGGGCAGAUGCACUGUGUGCCCUGGAUAUUUUAAGUUGUGCUGGAUUUAUAAAUCACUUUGGACGUUCAAUGUCAGUUGAGAAGAUAGAUAUUAGUCCAGUUUUGCUUCAAAAAGGAAGCACAAAAGUUGCUCUCUAUGGUUUAGGGUCCAUUCCAGAUGAAAGGCUCUAUCGAAUGUUUGUCAAUAAAAAAGUAACAAUGUUGAGACCAAAAGAAGAUGAGAACUCUUGGUUUAACUUAUUUGUGAUUCAUCAGAACAGGAGUAAACAUGGAAAUACUAACUUCAUUCCAGAACACUUUUUGGACGACUUUAUUGAUCUUGUUAUCUGGGGCCAUGAGCAUGAGUGUAAAAUAGCUCCAACCAAAAAUGAACAACAACUUUUUUACGUAUCACAGCCUGGGAGCUCAGUGGUUACUUCUCUUUCCCCAGGAGAAGCUGUGAAGAAACAUGUUGGCUUGCUGCGUAUUAAAGGGAGGAAAAUGAAUAUGCACAAAAUUCCUCUUCAAACAGUGAGACAGUUUUUUAUGGAAGAUGUUGUUCUGGCUAGUCAUCCAAAAAUUUUUAACCCAGAUAAUCCCAAAGUAACCCAAGUCAUCCAGAGCUUCUGUGUGGAGAAGAUUGAAGAAAUGCUUGAAAAUGCUGAACGAGAACGUUUGGGAAAUUCUCGACAGCCAGAGAAGCCUCUUAUACGACUGAGAGUAGACUACAGUGGGGGCUUUGAACCUUUCAACAUUCAUCGUUUCAGCCAGAAAUUCGUGGAUCGGGUAGCUAAUCCAAAAGACAUUAUCCAUUUUUUCAGGCAUAGAGAACUAAAGGAAAAGAAAGGAGAAGAAAUUAACUUUGGGAAGCUUUUCACAAAACCUUCAGAAGGAGCAACUCUCAGGGUAGAGGACCUUGUAAAACAAUAUUUUCAAACUGCAGAGAAGAAUGUUCAGCUCUCACUGCUAACAGAAAGAGGGAUGGGUGAGGCAGUACAAGAAUUUGUAGACAAAGAAGAGAAAGAUGCCAUUGAGGAAUUAGUGAAAUACCAGUUGGAAAAAACACAGAGAUUUCUUAAAGAACGUCAUAUUGAUGCCUUGGAAGAUAAAAUCGAUGAAGAGGUACGCCGUUUCAGAGAAAGCAGACAAAAAAAUAUCAAUGAAGAAGAUGAUGAAGUUCGAGAGGCUAUGACCAGAGCCCGAGCACUCAGAGCCCAGUCGGAGGACUCUGCUUCUGCCUUCAGUGCUGAUGACCUCAUGGGCAUGGAUCUUGCUGAACAAAUGGCAGAUGACUCUGAUGACAGCAUCUCGGCAGGACCCAGCAGAGGGAGAGGCCGAGGCCGAGGCCGAGGUCGAGGGCAAAGAGGAGGCCGAGGACAAAGCUCCGUCUCCCGAGGAGGGUCUCAGAGAGGCAGAGCAGGCACUGAUGUGAAUACUUCUACUCGAAGCAGGAGCUCAAGGACCACUGGGUCAACAUGCAGAAAUAUGUCUAUCUUAGAUGCUUUUAAAUCUUCAAGACAACAGCCCUCCCGCAAUGUUGCUACUAAGAAUUAUUCAGAGACGAUUGAGGUAGAUGAAUCAGAUGAGGAAGAAGACCUUUUUCCUACCCCUUCAAAGACAGAUCAAAGGUGGUCAAGUACAUCGUCCAGCAAGCACACGCCCCAGAGCCAAAUAGCUAAGGGGGUUGAUUUUGAAUCAGAAGAGGACGACGAUGAUGAUCCUUUCAUGAACACUAAUUCUUUAAGAAUAAAUAGAAGAUAAUGUGUUACAUGAAACUUCCAAAUUUCUAAGAUACAGGAAAAACUGGAGCAUUUUUGCAAGAUGAGUUUACAGUUGAGGAUUUUUUAACUAUUGCUCUUAACUGAAGAAUCUGAAGAAGAGUUAUUUAACAGAAGCUAAUGUAUAAAGGUUUAUGUUUUAAGUAUUAUUUCCUGGGGCCUGGGGAUUUAGCUCAGCGGCAUAGGCACCUGCUUGCAAGCGCAUGGUCAUGAGUUCAAUCCCUAGUACCCCUCAAAAAAGUAUUAUUUCCUGAACAUCACUCACAUGACUCUAUUAAGUUAAUUUACCUGUUUUAAUGAUAUAAACAUAGUAUUGAUUCUCUUUAUUUUUUAAUCUGGUUAUUAUUAUCUGAGGAUUUAAAAUAUUUUUCUGACAAAUAUAUUUCACUCAGUAAGAAUUUUUUUGAAGACUGUCCUUGAUUAGAAAGUAAAAUAAAUCCAUUGUAAUCCAUUUCUACUUCAUGAUAAAAGACUGUGUUAUUAUCUCAGUGUUGCAUUAGCCAAACUUGAAGAAGGAAAGACCUUAUAAAAUUUAACCUUGCUGGGUGUGGUGGUAGCACAUGCUUGUAAUUCCAGCACUCUAGAGGCUAGGGCAGGAGCUCAUGUGUUUGAAACCACCCUGAGCUACAUUGUCAGACUGUCUCAAAAACAAAAUUAACCCCUUCAUAGUUUUGAUAAUUUUCUAGAGAUUCUGAAUUUCUUGAAAGUAAAAAGUAAAAUUUUCUAGGUGAGCCCACCGAAGCUCUCUGCCUACAGCACCCCAGCUUGGUCUGAGCUGUGGGGAACAUCUGCUGGUGGCUGUUGCUAGCAUGUUCCUGGGUGAGUGUAACAGUGAAGGCACGGUCACUGAAGUACCCUUACGGCUUCCUGGGAAAAAGGAGUGAGGCCUUUUCUCUUUAAAAAGUCUCUGUAGGAUGUGAGAAGAUCUGAACAUGAUGCAGUGAACUGCUGAGGAAAGCAAUUUCAUGCAGCUAUAGUGGAAUGAAUCUCUACAACUAAUUCCUUUUAUGAAUAGUUUGUGUGCGUCAAGCCCUAGAAAUAUGGUGAAUAAAAUGGGAAAAGCCUUCUUGGUUGAAUAUUGUUGCAUAGUUCAUUGUGACACAUCUUGAUUUUCUCUACUGAGGCAUCAAAAUCUGUUGUUUGUUUUUAUGUGACAAAGUUUAGAGCUGUUGAUAUCGGUGUGUAGAAGUCUUUCAGAUGAUUCCUGAGCACUUAUGAUUGCUUUUGAAGCCGUGAGAAAAAAAUGAUGAAAAUGUACUGAGGAAAACAUUUGUAAGGAAUUCUCCCAUGUUUACCAAAGAAUAAAUCUCUUCCUAGUGUCUUGUUCCCUAUUAUGCACAUGCAAUUCUAGGCAGCCGUAGGAAGUAAGACCGCUUAGAAAAGCCGGGCACCUGCGCAGAUGACCUUUAAUUCAGAGACAUGUAAAACAUUGUUUUCAUAAGAUUGUGAACUUACUACGAGAGGUCAUGCAGCUUAACAGAUAAUUAGAAAGUGAGUGUACAUAGAACUAUUGUGUGAGUCAGAAUCUGGACUAUCACUGGCGCCCUGGAGCCUGGGGAGUGGGUGAGCGUCCCGACUUCUGUCCCUCAGCUGCUUAGACUGCCACAAGGUGGUGCUUCCGCCUAUAAGUACUGUUACAGGAAUUCAGCUGCAGUUUUGAAAUGAAGAAGUUAAGCGUAUAUAGCGUAGCAGUAAAUUUAGAAUCUUUGCAGUAAUACUAAAUCUAUGCAGCAGUACCAUAUUUAGCCUUCUAAAGUUAUAUGUGUAUGGCCUUACGUGUUUCACCUGGUUCAGCUUGUCACUGUAGGAACUAUAAACUUGGUAAAAUUUAUAAAUAAAAGUUUAGGAAGAAAAAUGUUUUAUGUUUUCAUAAAAAGGGAAAUUCUUUAUUAGAAAACUUGAUUUUUCUAAAAAAAAAAAAAGGCUCCCAGUGUAUACUUUUCUUUGAAAUGUAAAAUACUUCAAUGCAACUUUCUCCCAGAGUGAUCUGAUGUCCUUUUUGUAUCUGUCAGACAUUUAACUUAUAGUUUUCUGUGGCAUUUUAAGGAUAACUACCAGUAAAAUUAUUAAGAAAGUUGUACAUAUUAAAAUUUGGUUUUUGAAUUCAGAGGGCUUCCGUAUCUGUAUCUGAAUCAUUUGUUUAUUUCCUUUUAAGAAUUUUGAACUUAAUGUUUGUUGUAAAAUAUUAGAAUUUUAGUUUGCUUUCAGUUCACAUAGGUUGCUAUCGCCAUGCAUAUUUGUAUAUCCCAUGAUAGAUCAUUAGAUCUGCUUUUAGCUCUUUUUAAAUUAUAAAAAUAAUAGGCAUUUGUGUUUUCAAACUUCCAUAUCAAAUGUCUGUUUCCCUAUAAUUUUCCCUUACUUGUAGUUUGUAAACACUAAGGUACAUAUUUCUCCAAUUACUUUUGGCAUGAUUAGUAAAAAAUACUGAGUUACAACCUCAUAUUGUGUAACUAAAUAUUCUAGUCUUCAUAUCAAGGUAAAUACGUUGGUACUUACCUGGGCAUCCAUAUUUUUCCACGUCUUCUUUAACCCUUUUGUUAAACCAUCAGCAAUGUGUGGCUUAAAUGUUAUUUUCAUUUUAGGUAAAAUAAAGCAUAUUGAAUCUGGA
Messenger RNA from Cavia porcellus (domestic guinea pig), 5061 nucleotides. It is a transcript of the gene Mre11, whose product is annotated as MRE11 homolog, double strand break repair nuclease. Gene Ontology annotation, cellular component: site of double-strand break; Mre11 complex; nucleus. Lineage: Eukaryota; Metazoa; Chordata; Mammalia; Rodentia; Caviidae. Gene Ontology annotation, biological process: double-strand break repair via nonhomologous end joining; mitotic G2 DNA damage checkpoint signaling; double-strand break repair via homologous recombination. The record is from RefSeq and is a predicted model, not a curated record. The transcript is spliced from 20 exons. Gene Ontology annotation, molecular function: manganese ion binding; 3'-5'-DNA exonuclease activity; single-stranded DNA endonuclease activity. Bases 298 to 2436 code for a protein of 712 amino acids.